AUGGGCAUCACAAACCAAACUGUGUUACAAGGGCCCCUCUUUGUAGUGUUUUCCCUCAACUACAUGGCCACAGCUGUGGGAAACCUGGGCCUGAUCACCCUAACAAGUGUGGAUUCUCACCUCCAAACCCCCAUGUACUUUUUUCUUAGGAAUCUGGCAUUUGUUGAUUUUGGCUAUUCCUCAGCUAUUGGGCCAAAAAUGCUGGUUAAUUUCAUAGAGGAGAAAAAUAUCAUUUCCUAUCAUCAAUGUGCAGUACAGCUAUUUUUUGUUGGGGUAUUUAUUGACAGUGAACUUUUUAUCCUGUCAACCAUGGCCUAUGAUCGUUAUGUGGCUAUCUGUAAGCCACUCCUCUAUAUGGUCAUCAUGUCAGAAAGGCUAUGUUGGAUCUUGGUGUCUAUCUCAUACCUCUAUAGCAUCAUGGUAUGUCUGGUAAUUACAACUGAGAUUUUUGAAUCAUCUUUCUGCGAAUCAAAUAUAAUAAGACAUUUCUACUGUGACAGUCUCCCUCUAUUAACAAUUGCAUGCUCAGACACAAGUGAGAGUGAACUAAUCAUUAUGAUCUUUGCUUCAAUUAGUUUGGUUUCUUCCCUCUUGAUUAUCCUUGUCUCCUACAUGCUCAUUCUUAUGGCCAUCAUCAGGAUGAACUCUGCUGAGGGAAGGCACAAAGCCUUCUCCACUUGUGGCUCUCACCUCACAGGGGUGGUUAUAUUCUAUGGGUCACUUCUCUUCAUGUACCUGCAGCCCCAAUCUAGCCAUUCCUUUGACACAGACAAGAUGGCCUCUGUGUUUUACACUCUGGUUAUCCCCAUGCUCAACCCUUUGAUCUACAGCUUGAGGAACAAAGAGGUGAAAAUCUGA
Messenger RNA from Vombatus ursinus (common wombat), 858 nucleotides. RefSeq names its product olfactory receptor 8K3-like. Gene Ontology annotation, biological process: sensory perception of smell; G protein-coupled receptor signaling pathway. The record is from RefSeq and is a predicted model, not a curated record. Gene Ontology annotation, molecular function: G protein-coupled receptor activity; olfactory receptor activity; odorant binding. Gene Ontology annotation, cellular component: membrane. Lineage: Eukaryota; Metazoa; Chordata; Mammalia; Diprotodontia; Vombatidae. Bases 1 to 858 code for a protein of 285 amino acids. The transcript has 2 exons.